Messenger RNA from Oncorhynchus mykiss (rainbow trout), 1059 nucleotides. RefSeq names its product eukaryotic translation initiation factor 3 subunit G. Lineage: Eukaryota; Metazoa; Chordata; Actinopteri; Salmoniformes; Salmonidae. Gene Ontology annotation, molecular function: RNA binding; translation initiation factor activity. Gene Ontology annotation, cellular component: eukaryotic translation initiation factor 3 complex; cytoplasm. The record is from RefSeq and is a predicted model, not a curated record.
CUCUAGCUAUCCUAUUUGGUAAGUUUUUCAGUUUGUAUCGUUCAUGUAUUUUUCCUUGUUCUCUGGCCACUGCGCGCAUAGACAGAAUGCCGUCGAUUGAAUACGACGAUUCCAAGCCCAGUUGGGCGGAUCAGGUUGAAGAGGAGGGAGACGAAGGUACCCUACCCCCUCCAAAAGAAACCGUCAAAGGAAAUAUCAAAACCAUCACGGAAUACAAGAUCGAUGAGGAUGGAAAGAAGUUCAAGAUUAUUCGCACCUUCAAGAUUGAGACUAGGAAGGCCUCCAAAGCUGUUGCCAGGAGAAAGAACUGGAAGAAGUUUGGCAACUCCGAGUAUGACCCACCAGGUCCCAAUGUUGCUGAUACCACAGUCAGUGAUGAUGUCUUCAUGGUGUUCAUCUCUAGCAAAGAGGACCUGAAUGCCCAAGAUGUGGAAGAGGACCCCAUGAACAAGCUGAAGGGACAGAAGAUAGUGUCCUGUCGAAUCUGUAAAGGAGACCAUUGGACCACCCGCUGCCCCUACAAGGACACUCUGGGUCCCAUGCAGAAGGAGCUGGCCGAGCAGCUGGGCCUGUCCACUGGAGACCCGACAAAGACUGCAGGAGACGAGCCUGAGCCUGCCGCACCAGCUGCAGGGAGCAAAACAGGGAAGUAUGUGCCCCCCAGCCUGAGGGACGGCAGCACACGUCGAGGAGAGUCCAUGCAGCCCAAUCGCCGUGGUGCAUCUGAUGACAACGCCACCAUCCGUGUGACCAACCUGUCUGAGGACACACGCGAGACGGAUCUGCAGGAGCUCUUCAGGCCUUUCGGCUCCAUCUCCAGGAUCUACCUGGCAAAGGACAAAAACACAGGCCAGUCCAAGGGCUUUGCCUUCAUCAGUUUCCACCGCAGGGAGGAUGCAGCCAGAGCCAUCGCAGGAGUGUCAGGAUUUGGAUACGAUCAUCUUAUCCUCAAUGUGGAAUGGGCCAAACCAUCAAACAACUGAGAUGACAUUUCAGGAGGAAUGCCAGAUUUUGUUCAUGUAGUAAGAUGUGGCUCUGAAUAAAGACUUAUCAUGCUGA